GGGAAGCUGAAAACGGGGAAGAAAAAAAAACCCUGUCAACUGUGGUGUUGUCGGUCGCGCCUUAUAAUUUGUCGAGGGUUUUUUUUCGGGCUGACGUGACCGUGCUGUUUGGUCGCUUCUGUAAAAGCCAAAAUGGGGUGCUUCUUCUCGAAAAAAUCCAAAAGAAAGUCGGCGGAAAAGGAGAACCACUCGCCGACGACAACGACUGUCGAAAGUGGAGGUAACGCGGUUCCCCUUGGCAACAACGCCGAGGAGCCGCCGAAGCAGUACAGCUGGGAUAAAAGAGAAAAGGUUGAUCCCAAGGAUUACAUGCUGACAGGACUGAAAGAUGUCACUGUCGGCCGCCUGCCUGGAAAACUGAACGGCCAGCAGUUUGUCAUCCAAGAAUGUGAGAACUGCAACAUCUAUGUGUUGGACCACUCAGCGACUAUCAACAUCGACGACUGCGUCAACUGCCGCAUUGUCCUCGGACCUGUUAAGGGAAGUGUGUUUUUCAGAGACUGCAAAGACAUCAAGUGCGUGGUUGCCUGUCAGCAGUUUCGCACGCGGGACUGUAAAAAGAUGGACGUGUUCCUGUGCUGCGCCACUCAGCCCAUCAUCGAGGCCUCCACAGGGAUGAAGUUCGGCUGCUUUCAGUACUACUACCCUGACCUGGCCUUCCACUUUAAGGACGCGGGGCUGAGCAUAUUUAACAACAACUGGAGCAACAUCCAUGACUUCACGCCGGUGUCAGGAGAGAACAACUGGAGCCUGCUGCCAGAGGACUCAAAUGUGCUGGAUUUUGUCCCAAUGCCCGACCCAGAGUCUGACUUCAAGUCUGUUCGGAUCUCCACCGAAGCAGCCCGGAGCAUCGUGCCUUUGACGAAAGGAGGGAGGCGGAAGGACAGCGAGGAGUCCUGUCUCUUUGUUUUCUUCGCCGGAGAAUAUACAACUGCAAAUGCCAGGAAACUGAUAGAUGAGGCAACCAGUAAAGGAUUCGUACUGAUCCAGACCAAAGAGGUCUCCAUGAAGCCUGAAGAUGCAAAGCGUGUGUUUCAGAGCAACGCAGAAGAUCUUGUGGAGUUUAUCAGUAAAGGUCCCGUCACUGCCCUCGAGCUGAACGGUGAUGGUGUCGUGGAAGCCUGCAAGAACAUCGCUAACGAAGUGUUCAGUGGCACCAAACUUUUUGUCUCGGACAACAAGAACACAUCAACCCGCGAUGUUGACAGCUUCUUCAACUUUGCUGACAUGCAGAUGGGCUUAUAAGUCAGCUGACGAAGAUGUCUUUUGAAAUGAUUAAAGGCAGGAUUGAAAACUUCUGCAGACUGUUAGAAAUUGCUUGUGGUUUAACAAAUCAGUUCCCACGAUUGGAUGAAAUUUUACCAUUUUUUUCUUCAGACAGAAGGAAGAAAAAUGGCUGUAAACCACUGAAAUGUUAGUUGCUAAGAGUGCUGUGAUUAUUUAUGUUUCUGUGAAUGUAUUUUGGAAAUCUGUUUUCUUUUUUCCUCUGUGAAUGUAGCUGUUUCUGUAAGUGUAUUUUCUUUUUUUAAUUUAAAUAUUACUUACAUUGCUGUUUGGGAUAAAAGGAAAACGUUAGAAAAAAAAAACAUGAGCACAAAAUGCCUGUUUCCAUCCUUACAUUUUUCUUAGAAGUAUUUGUCUUUGGUUUGGAUAAUGUAUUUCCCUCUAUUUGAAAUGUGUAUAUAUGAGAUACUGUAUAGGUAAUGAUUAUGUCUUUACUCGUGUAUGUUAGGCCAAAACCAGGUUGUGAAAAGUUUAUCUUAAGUUUUGUUAAUCUGUUUUCAUCAACAUAUAAACACAAGAGGAAUGCUGGAUAUUUGAAGUAGGCACCUUGUGUGUAUUUUUUUUUAUAUAUAUAUAUAUAUAUAUGUGAUUUUUAUACAUAACUGAAUGUUUUUGUAUAGAAUUUCAUAAACUACAUAUAUUUUGUAAAAUUCUAAUUAUUUUGUAUUUUUAAACAAAGAUGACUGAAAGUCAGCUGCCAGCACCUGUUUUCCAUGACAAAAGAUCUUUUAAGAGUACAUGUGUCUCUAAGGUUCAAUUUGCAUAGCCAUUAAAUCUGAGAACCGAUGUGAAAAACAGAAACUGUGCUGAAUGGAAAUGCUUUUCUUCCUCUUUGUACAACUUUUUUUUUUUUUUGCUGUUCAGGGCCUCUAUUUGUCAACUUCAAUAGAGUGGAAACACCAAACAUUUUCUUGAUGAGACAGAAAUAUGUAGAUCUGACCAUAGUUACCAUUUAGCUGCACUUUCUCAUCUCAGUGAUGAGUUCAGAUGAUGGUUGUGGCUUUAACAAAUUCUAAUCUAAAUAAAUUAUGUCUAUAAAACGAUUACCUCAUACAAAAUUAAACAUACAGUUUUUUUUUUUCUUUAAGUUACUUUUUUUUU
Messenger RNA from Cyprinodon variegatus (sheepshead minnow), 2385 nucleotides. It is a transcript of the gene rp2, whose product is annotated as retinitis pigmentosa 2 (X-linked recessive). Gene Ontology annotation, molecular function: GTPase activator activity. Bases 133 to 1245 code for a protein of 370 amino acids. Gene Ontology annotation, cellular component: periciliary membrane compartment; cilium. Gene Ontology annotation, biological process: post-Golgi vesicle-mediated transport. NCBI's taxonomy places the organism in Eukaryota, Metazoa, Chordata, Actinopteri, Cyprinodontiformes, Cyprinodontidae. The record is from RefSeq and is a predicted model, not a curated record. The transcript is spliced from 5 exons.